AAGGGAAAGAAGUCAGUCCUCAGUCCCCACACUAAAGAGAAGAGUGGAUUCGGCCUCUCUCUCUCUGUCUCUUUCUCUUUUUCUCUCUCCUUUUCUCCUUCUCUGUUAUCCCCCUCUCAUCUUGCCUUUUCAGUCAGUCACUUCGUGGGCCUCUUCCACAACUGAUCACCUUGUCUGAAGCUCUCUUCAGCUCCUCCUUUCCAACAUCAGCCACCAACCAACAACCAACCUCAGAAAAAUACACACACCAAAAGACUUGAUAAGAAUCUCGUUCCACCAUGAGGUGUCUCCAUCGUCAGCUGACUUGGUACUGCCAAUGUGUGUUCCUGUGCUUCAUCUUGACCACUUGGAUCGUGCCCAAAGAGGUCUCGGGCCUCAAAUGCUUCUUGGACAUCUCGGGCAUCAAAAGGCCAGAUAACGAUGAUGAGAAAGUGGACACAAGCCGAUUCAAGCAGUAUGAUUGUUCCCUUCAAGGGGGAAAAGUCGAAAAGCCGUGCAUGACCAAAACAGAUAAAACGGGGAUCGUUACUCGAAACUGCGCUACGAUCGCCAAGAACCAGGAGGGUUGCGAAGAAGACGUCCAUGGGAAUAUUCUUUGCUACUGCCUCACCGAUUUUUGCAAUGGAGCCUACUCGAAUAUCCGUGCGCCCACCUUGACAUUGGCCUUUGCCUUGGGUCUGGUCGUUUUCCUUGGCCGCGAUAGCUUUCAUCAGAGAUUGAAAUAAAACUCCUACGUUUGAA
Tigriopus californicus is the source of this 741-nucleotide messenger RNA. RefSeq lists its product as uncharacterized. The transcript has 2 exons. The record is from RefSeq and is a predicted model, not a curated record. Lineage: Eukaryota; Metazoa; Arthropoda; Copepoda; Harpacticoida; Harpacticidae. Bases 279 to 725 code for a protein of 148 amino acids.